UGUUGCUAGUAACAAUCCUCGUAGUGGAAGGGAUUGCUGUUGCACAGAAGACACAAGGUGGGCAAAACAUUGGAGUGAAUCGCAUUCCUCCCACCCAGUGCGACAACUGGGUACGGACCAGUAACGGAGGACAUUUUGCUUCACCAAACUACCCCAACACGUACCCACCAAAUCAGGAGUGCAUCUAUAUCUUAGAAGCUGCUCCACGGCAAAGAAUCGAGUUGACCUUUGAUGAACCUUAUUACAUAGAACCCUCAUUUGAAUGUCGGUUUGAUCACCUGGAGGUUCGAGAUGGACCUUUUGGUUUCUCCCCUCUCAUUAAUCGUUACUGUGGUCUGAAAAGUCCUGCACUAAUUAGAUCAACAGGGAGAUUUAUGUGGAUCAAGUUUACUUCUGAUGAGGAGCUGGAAGGAAAGGGAUUCCAAGCAAAGUACUCAUUUAUCCCAGAUCCUGACUUCACUUACCUAGGAGGCAUUUUAAAUCCCAUCCCAGACUGCCAGUUUGAGCUCUCAGGAGCUGAUGGAAUAGUACGUUCCAGUCAAGUAGAACAAGAAGGGAAAACAAAACCAGGACAAGCAGUUGACUGUAUCUGGACAAUUAAAGCUACUCCAAAUGCUAAGAUUUACAUGCGAUUCCUCGACUACCAAAUGGAGCAUUCCAACGAGUGCAAGAGAAACUUCGUGGCAGUGUACGAUGGCAGCAGCUCCAUUGAGAACCUGAAGGCCAAGUUCUGCAGCACCGUGGCCAACGACGUGAUGCUGCAGACAGGCACUGGGGUGGUGAGGAUGUGGGCAGACGAGGGCAGCAGGCUCAGCAGGUUCAGAAUGCUCUUCACCUCCUUUGUGGAUCCUCCCUGCUCAGGCAACACUUACUUCUGCCAUAGCAACAUGUGCAUCAAUAAUUCUUUAGUCUGCAAUGGCAUUCAGAACUGUGCAUACCCUUGGGAUGAGAACCACUGCAGAGAAAAGAAAAGAAAUGGAUUGUUUGAACAAAUCACCAGAACUCAUGGGACAAUCAUUGGCAUCACAUCAGGGAUAGUUUUAGUUCUUCUCAUCAUCUCAAUUCUAGUGCAAGUAAAGCAACCUCGCAAAAAGGUUAUGGCUUGCAAGUCUGCCUUCAACAAAACUGGCUUCCAGGAAGUGUUUGAUCCUCCACACUACGAACUGUUCUCACUGAGGGACAAAGAAAUCUCUGCAGAUUUGGCAGAUCUAUCAGAAGAACUUGAAAACUACCAGAAAAUGCGACGCCCUUCCACAGCUUCUAGAUGCAUUCACGACCACCACUGUGGCUCCCAGGCCUCUAACGUCAAACAGAGCAGGACAAACCUCAGCUCCAUGGAACUGCCUUUCCGCAACGACUUCGCGCAGCCGCAGCCCAUGAAAACCUUCAACAGCACCUUCAAGAAAAGUACUUACACUUUCAAACAAGGCCACGACUGCCCUGAGCAAGUCAUAGAAGACAGGGUGAUGGAGGAGAUUCCAUGUGAAAUUUACGUUCGAGGAAGGGAAGAUCCAGCACAAGGUUCCUUAUCUAUGGACUUUUAGUUUCCUGGUGAAGAUGGUGUUGGUGUAUAUAGGAGAUGCUUGUGUACAAUGACAGUGUAUAUAUUCCAAGUGUACUAUAUGCAGCGUGUGAUAGCCACACACUUUUAGCUUAUUAUACUUCAUUAAAAAAAAUCCCAACAGUCUUCAUAACUAAUUCUUGCUGAAAAAUGGUGGAUUUCCUCCCAUCUUCCCAAACUACCUAUCUAGUGGAGGAGUGAGACAGAGACUUUGCAUGGAGAUUAUGAGAUAGGAUAUUGGAAGAAAAAAACCCUACAGCUACUAAUCACCGAACACUGAAAACAGUAACUACUAUUCUCUUCCUCACACCAUUUUCUCUUCUUUAGACGUCUGCUUUUCAAGACAGUUUUAAUACCUCACUUGCAUAAAUAAAAGUAGUUAAGUGCA
This is a messenger RNA of Acanthisitta chloris (rifleman), 1949 nucleotides long. It is a transcript of the gene NETO2, whose product is annotated as neuropilin (NRP) and tolloid (TLL)-like 2. The transcript has 8 exons. The record is from RefSeq and is a predicted model, not a curated record. NCBI's taxonomy places the organism in Eukaryota, Metazoa, Chordata, Aves, Passeriformes, Acanthisittidae. The annotation marks the transcript as partial. Gene Ontology annotation, molecular function: protein binding.